This is a messenger RNA of Pomacea canaliculata, 1521 nucleotides long. RefSeq lists its product as uncharacterized. The transcript has 5 exons. Bases 207 to 1046 code for a protein of 279 amino acids. NCBI's taxonomy places the organism in Eukaryota, Metazoa, Mollusca, Gastropoda, Architaenioglossa, Ampullariidae. The record is from RefSeq and is a predicted model, not a curated record.
CCCCAUCACUCCACGCCAUCUCCGCGGCUUCGCACACCUGUGAUCCCCGAGGAGGUACAUCAACUCAGUCCGCUCCCACGCAUAUCACCAGGCCCUGAGUCCACCGUGCAGGCUGCUGGAACCUGCCUGGAGGAAAGUAACCAAAGUGGGGAGAUAGUCGCCGAACGACCGUUGAGCUUACCAAACAAGGGAGGUAACUGUUAGUUAUGGCGCAUUUUCUAACCGCUCUGGUGGCGCUGGUCGUCCUGGUACCUGAUUCUCUGGGACAAGGCCCUCCGCCUCCACCAAUGUCAAUGCCACCCAUGCCGUCGCACGCGAUGAUGUACCCCCAGGUGCAAAGCAGCCACUGUCGAUACCUCAUCACGGCACCGUCCAACUGGGGCGUCAACGCCAGUCCAUUCAAGAUCUACACCAGGUCGUACUCUGGGCUCGUUAGGAGAAGCUAUCCCAUUGAAGUCUCCAUACUGCCCUCUCACCCGCGCCUGGGUGGCUUCAACUUCACGGACUUCGCGCUAUGGGCAGAGCCAGAUCUUCCACCCUUCCCCGCGGCUCCCAGGAUCGAGCUCGAGCCUGUCGCCGGGGCGCAACAAGCUCCACCUGUAGCAACCACACAACUGGGGACGUGGCAUGUAUUACCACGGUUUGCCCCCGGGACAUCGUCAAUGAAGUGUAACAUGUACACGGCAUCCGACGACACAGUAGGAAGUUUUGAGGAGAGGAUGACAGAUCUGCUCAAGAGACAGUUUCCUCACGAGCCCAGACUCGUCAGCUUCCAGGCCGCCUCCCGCUCUGGGGCAGCCUUCCUAUGGUACCCGGAUGACAAGGCCCUCGCACAAUCCACCAUAAAAUUCGUAGCCAAACUGAAGUCAAUGGGAGGGUGGUUCCACCUGGAAUCUACGGCAUGGAAUGUUUACAAGCCUCCUCCACCUCCACAACCAUUCAGCUGGAGCCAAAUGACCAACACAGCUGAGCGAAUGGCGGACACCAUGCAGUCACUGAGAGCUUUGGAACGGAAACUGGAGAGGUCUGGGGCGCCCGGUAUUUAAGGAUUUCCAGAACUUCCGGUGAACGUUCAGUGAAGAACAGACGACACGAAGGCUUGAACAAAUACCACAUCUGUCGUACCGGGGAAACGGAGGCACAUUGGUCAAGACAGAGAUAACGAAAGCAUCAGUUUUCUAGUUUUCUUACCGCUUUAAUCAUUUAAAGUUAAAAGAAAUAAAAAAAGGAACGAGAAAAUUUCACUUGGACCACAUUCGUCUUGGAGGUGUUUUCAUCUCAAUGGCUAUGCAACAGCAUCGCAGAAUUUGUUGCAGUGCAAUUGUUCUAUCAUUCAGUAUCAUUGUGUUACACAAUGCGGAAAAUAAAAACCUACGCUUAUUACAUACUAAGCCACAGUCUGUAAGGAUCAUAUUACAUACUUUAUUAAAUGAACGUAUCAUAUGAGGUUACGGAAAUUUAUACGCAAAGUACAUUGUUGUACAAUUUAGUACUAGCAUUAAACAAUGUGCUUAAUAUCAA